AUGGGCGACCGCUCGAAGCCAAGCUCAAUGGACGACCUGCCCAUCCACUUGGUUCUCGAAAUUUUGACCUCGGGCCGCUUGAGCCCGGUGGAUUUAGCGUGUGUGGAGCUGACUUCACGGACCUUUUGGGAGGGUCACGAGCUGUUUCCUCAAAAGUUUCGAUCUUUGGUUGAUUACGCGGCCUUCAAGCUUUGCGGGUCCCACCCAAUUUAUUCUUCGCUCCGGGAUGGUGCCCGGAAUGAACUUUACAAUCGAUGUAAUGGGAGUUGGAAGCGGGUUUUGAGGUUCUUGCAAUCCUUGGAACAGUCUUCUCACAUGGUCGAAACCUCUGCCGGCAAGAUGCAGAUUAAGAGUGGAAGAUAUCACACACUACUGAUCAAUGACUCGGGAAUGUACUCGUGUGGAUCGAGCUUAUGUGGUGUCCUUGGUCACGGUCCAGAAACUACACAGUGUGUGGAAUUUACGCCUAUAAGUUUUCCUUACCGCACAAAUGUGAUUCACAUCUCGGCCUCCCACAACCAUGCAGCCUUUGUUACGCAGUCCGGAGAGGUGUUCACAUGUGGAGAUAAUUCAUCGUUCUGUUGUGGCCAUCGAGAUACGGGCCGUCCUAUAUUCCGGCCAAAGCUUGUUGAAGCUCUGAAGGGUAUUCCUUGCAAGCAGGUAGCUUCAGGCCUGAGCUUCACCAUGUUCCUCACGAGCCAAGGCCACGUCUACACAUGCGGGCUCAACACGCAUGGCCAGCUGGGCCAUGGGGAGUCCACACACGAUCAACCGACCCCUCAAAGAGUGGAGCUCUUAGAAUCUAUCGUCCAGAUAGCCGCGGGCCCCAGCUACGGCUUGGCUGUGUCGAACGAUGGAACCUUAUUUUCUUUCGGGUCGGGCACAAAUUUCUGUCUUGGGCACGGCGAACAGCACAACGAGCUCCGGCCUCGGCCAGUUAUGUGGUUCAGGAAGAAAGGCGUGCAUGUGGUGCGGGUAUCUGCUGGGGACGAACAUGUGGUGGCCCUCGACUCAAAUGGAUAUGUGUAUACUUGGGGCAAAGGCUAUUGUGGUGCGUUAGGGCACGGGGAUGAGAUUGAUAAAACGCUGCCGGAACAUCUGACGAGCCUCAGGGGUCAGCUUGCCGUGCAGGUAUGUGCCAGUAAGAGAAAGACUUUUGUCCUAGUGGACAAUGGAUCGGUUUACGGUUUUGGCUGGAUGGGCUUCGGGAGUCUUGGAUUUCCAGACAGAGGAGUUUCAGACAAAAUCGUGCGGCCUCGAGUCUUGGACAGCUUGAAAAACCACCACAUUUCUCAGGUUAGCACCGGUUUGUACCAUACUGUUGUAGUCACAAACGAGGGGCGAGUUUUGGGGUUCGGAGAUAAUGAAAGGGCACAGUUGGGUCAUGACACUCUUAGGGGAUGUCUUAAGCCAACUGAAAUCUUCAUUCACAAAAAAGGAACUGUUGCUUAA
Striga hermonthica is the source of this 1452-nucleotide messenger RNA. The record is from the annotation of a GenBank genome assembly. NCBI's taxonomy places the organism in Eukaryota, Viridiplantae, Streptophyta, Magnoliopsida, Lamiales, Orobanchaceae.